UGUUUUUUCUCAUGUCGUCCUUUACUUUGAAAUCCGGAUACCUUUUAUUACCGGGAGUAUUUCCUGUAAAAGUAUGAUCUCGUAAUUACGACAUAAGGUAUCUUUUUUUUAUCCAGUGAAUGCAACGCGCUUCCGUAGUGAUCCUCAAACCACACCUCCAGCCAGUUAAACUGUCACACUGGGAUAAACCGACAUCAUGCAGCAGGGAAAUGGACUUCAGUCUCCACUCAGACCCCUCAGUGUUUUGUUCUUCCAUCUCCUCCUGGCACACUUGUGCUCAGGUCAGUCUCAGUUAAUUGCUCCAUCUCAGCCAAUAGUAGCAAAAGUUGGUGAUGACAUCAUUUUGCCCUGUCACCUGGAACCUGAGGCUGAUGUUGUUGCCAUGACGUUGGAGUGGACGAGACCUGACCUGAAACCUAUUUUUGUCCACGUGACGCGUUCCGGUCAGGACAACGUACGAAUCCAACAUUCAUCAUUCAAAAACCGAACAUCAGUGUCCAUCGAUGAACUGAAGCAUGGAAACGUUUCACUGAAACUGUCCAAAGUGAAACCUUCUGAUGCAGGAAGAUACCAGUGCUACAUUCCGAAACUGAACACGGGAGCCUUUGUUGAGCUUGUUGUUGGUUCCUCACUGGUCAUCAGUCUAUCACAGAAUGACCUAAUCAAAGGAGCAGUAGUUCUACAGUGUAAGUCUGCUGGCUGGUAUCCCAAGCCUGAGGUGUUCUGGCUGGACGGUGAGGGAAACCUCCUCUCUGCUGGACCUACAGAGACAGUCAGAGGUCCUGAUGACCUCUAUACUGUCAGCAGCAGAGUGACUGUGGAGAAGAGACACAGCAACAGCUUCACCUGUAGAGUCCAACAGAACAAAGCCAACCUGACCAGAGAGACACACAUACAUGUUCAAGAUGAUUUCUUUGAGGCUCUGUCCAGAUUUUCUUCUACCAUAAUUGGUUUGGCUGUUAGUUUGGCUGUUUGCAUCCUGGUUAUUGUGAUUCUUGGAUUUGUUUUGCGGAGAAAAGUCACUUAUCGUUGGUAAAUGUUUCUUGGGUUUUGCACAGAAUAGUGAUAUGAAAAUGCUGUCAGUAUCUUCUCUAAAAUGUGGUGGUUUAUCUACUGUUAUUCCACUGAUUGAAAUAUCCAGUUAUCCCAUCACCUGAUUAUUGUUUAAAAUGUCUAAUAUGCUAUGAUACCCUCUGGACAGCAGCUUCCAACACAUGAAACAGUGCUAAUGAAGAAUUUAGGAUAUGGAGUCGAUGAAGACUGAGGUUCAUCUUAACUUUGUCAAAAUAGUUAAGAUUCAUUUAGUCCUGUCUAAUAUAAAUACCAGUAUGUACACACACAUGGAGACAGUGUCAGAAAAUUUGAGAUUCAUACACUCCUGCCAGACACAAAUACAAGAUGAACAUUAUACAUAGUCCUGAAAUAAUUCUGAAACAUAUUGAAGCUUUGCCUGCUGCAUUGUGUUUGCCAUAAAUUCAUUUAAAGUGAAAGGUAUUAAAAUCAUUAGGUUGAGACACUGGAAGAGGAAGUGAAGAGGAGAUGACAACAUCACAGUGUGCCUGUGUAAAAUGAGGAACUGCACCCAAAACUCUGAUCACGUUUUGGACACAGGAACAGACCGUGACCGAGGCGUGUUGGAUCAUUAUGAAAUCGUCAGCCAUCAUGAAGGGACUAUCAGUCAUUGACCAAAAAGAUGGUGGGAAAAUGUCCUAAUAAGGACACAAAACCAUGCCACCAUCCAAAGCAAGAGAGAAGCGUUAUGAAAUCUCAAUCAAGGGGUUAUCAACCAGUGAAUGGAGAGAUGCUGAAAACAUGUUCUAAUAAGGACACAAAACCAAGCCAGUGUCCAAAGCAAGAGCGUAUGUAAACUGAAAAGCACGGACUAAAGCUGGUUCUUCCACUCGCUCCAGCCCUCCAGCCAGGGUUGUGAUUUGCCUCAAGGACUUGGAC
Messenger RNA from Acanthopagrus latus (yellowfin seabream), 1950 nucleotides. RefSeq names its product butyrophilin subfamily 3 member A2-like. Bases 197 to 1036 code for a protein of 279 amino acids. The transcript has 5 exons. Lineage: Eukaryota; Metazoa; Chordata; Actinopteri; Spariformes; Sparidae. The record is from RefSeq and is a predicted model, not a curated record.